AUCGAUACUUUUUUGAUAAGAUCUAGCCGGCACAAAUAAUUGUUUGUCCGAGUAAAAAAUGCACAAUAAAUAAAGCAUUACAAUGGAUACACAAAUUUUAGACGCCGUAAAUGAUUUUCUGAAAGUGGACUCCAUAGAUGAAGCGUUUGUGAGCGUCAUUGUGUUCAAGUCCGAGGAUGACAAAGCUACAAAUUUUACGAAUAGUUUGAUUACCGCAUUCGGCAAUGUUGAGAACCAGGAACAGGUGUUGCGCGGGUAUUUACUGCGGGCCGCGGAAGCACCUAGCUACCAUAUGCAGGUGCUGAUGGGAGCGCUGCCCAAAUUGGUGGAUGCACAUCUUAUUACAGCAAGAAUGCUAUGCGAUAAGGUGCUGUCCUGCGAGAAACUGGACUAUGAGCGUAAAACCUUUUGGAUCGAGAGCUUUCGGUUGAUUAAGAAAGUUAUUUCACAUGUGGACUACAAGGGUGUGCGGGAAAUCAUGAAGGCCUGCAGGGACAAGGCCCAAUGGUUUCCAUUGAAUGUCAACGUCACUUAUCUACCUCAAUUACUUGCUGUGGAGGAGAUAAUACGCUUCAUAUUCGAUCGUAACAAUUGCUUGCUGCCUGCUUACUUCAUAGCCAAUGAAAUAAUGCGUCCAUUUCCGUAUCACUGGAAACUAAACAAGCUGAUGACUGAUUUUGUUGAAGAAUUUCGUGCGACAGCUCAAAUGGUAUCGAUCAUUGGCCAUGCAAAUAUGUUGCCCAUUGUGGAACAUUUUGGUUAUGCAGAUCACUUGAUGAACUCUUGGCGACUGGAUCACAAUACCUUGAAAUUUAACUUUAAGGGCAGUUUGCCAUAUGAACCCGAACUGCUGGAGGACCAGACGCCUCUCUUGCGCUAUGUGUUAGAGCAGCCAUAUUCACGUGAAAUGGUUUCAGUCAUGUUGAAUUUGCAGAAGCAUCAGAAGCAACGCUACAAUGCGCUCGAGGAGCAACUGGUCAAUCUAAUAAUACAUGCCAUGGAAAUGACAGAAACGAAUGAUGCCACUGCAGGCAGCGGCUUCAAUGCGACCGACGAACAGAUCUCACACAACGAGUGGGUGUGGUUGCAUCUCUCCUCACAACUGAUUUACUUUGUACUCUUUCAGUUUGUCAGCUUUAUGCACAUUGUGCUGGCUCUGCAUGAGAAACUGUCCAAGCUAGAGUUGCGGAAGGGUCGGGAUCAGCUGAUGUGGAUCCUGCUGCAGUUCAUCUCCGGUAGCAUACAAAAGAAUCCUAUCACAAACUUUUUACCUGUCUUUAGACUGUUUGAUCUGCUUUAUCCCGAGCAGGAGCCACUUAAACUGCCAGACUACAACAAGUCUUCCCUGGUGCGCCACAUGGCGCCUAUCUGCAUCUGGAUACAUCUAAUGAAAAAAGCUCGUGUGGAGAAUAUGAACAUCACACGGCCUUUGCCGAUUGCGCUUAAAAAUCAUCAAGAUUUCUUGCAGCAUCUAGUUGCGCCAAAUAACAUGAUGAAUGUCACAUUGGGCAAUGAUUUUCGCAUCAUACUUAUCUGCAAUGCAUAUUCAACUAACCAGGAUUAUUUUGCGCGACACAUGAACGUUCUGCUGGAUGCAAUGAACGGCAAUGCAAAGUCCGCGAAUGGCACACCGAUACCGGCGGUUACUUACUCUGUUUCAGUACUUGACAGUUUGACGGUGCACAGCAAAAUGUCGCUAAUUCACAGUUUUGUGACGCAAAUGCUGAAGCAGGCGCAGAGCAAGACCCUGGUGCCAGCGCCUGCACUCAUUGAAACUUAUGCCAGAUUGUUGGUUUACACUGAAAUUGAAUCGCUAGGCAUCAAGGGUUUUCUAACUCAAUUGCUGCCCAGUGUAUUCAAGAAUCAUGCCUGGGCCAUGCUGCAUACGCUCAUGGAAAUGUUUUCCUAUCGCCUGCAUCAUGUGCCCACACAUUAUCGUGUCCAAUUGCUCUCCCUACUCUACUCGCUCUCCUCCGUGCCGCAGACCAAUAAAAUGCAAUUGAAUCUUUGCUUUGAAUCUACAGCAUUGCGUUUAAUUACCAGCAUUGGCUCCGCCGAGUUUCAGUCGCAGUUUUCACGCUAUUUGAAUGACAAGUCACCUGGAUGCGUGGCAUCCAAUGAAAGUGAGGAGCUGAAUCGUAUACUCAUCUUGACGUUGGCACGUUCCAUGCACGUCCAUGGUGGCGGUGAUGAAUUGGCUGGCUGGUGCAAGGAUUUUCUAUCCAACAUUAUGCAACACACGCCUCAUUCAUGGCCAGUGCAGUCGCUAGCAUGCUUCCCACCCGCACUGAACGAGUAUUUCACAGUGAACCAUCAUCCAGCCGAUAACAAGCAGCAGCUGAAAAAGUCCGUUGAGGAAGAGUAUCGUAAUUGGACAUCCAUGUCCAAUGAAAACGACAUCAUUGCUCACUUCAUCAGGCCCAAUACAAAUCCUUUGUUUUUGUGUUUGCUUUUUAAAAUCAUCUGGGAAACGGAGAGCAUCAGUCCCGUGGCAUACAAAAUUUUGGAAGGCAUCAGCGCACGCGCCUUGUCCACACAUUUGCGCAAGUUCUGCGAUUAUUUAGUGGCUGAAGUGGCCAGCUCCUCUGAUGGUCGCGACUUUAUACACAAAUGUGUGGAUACCAUAAACAAUAUGAUUUGGAAAUUUAAUGUGGUUACGAUAGAUCGGCUUGUGCUCUGCCUGGCUCUGCGCACACAUGAGGGCAACGAGGCUCAGGUCUGUUUAAUCAUAAUUCAACUUUUAUUGUUGAAAGCUUCAGAAUUGCGCAAUCGCGUGCAAGAAUUCUGCAAGGACAAUAAUCCUGAUCACUGGAAGCAAAGCAAUUGGCAUGAGAAGCAUCUUCAAUUUCACCAGAACUAUCCCGAGAAAUUUGCACCAGAUGAGAGUGCAUCACAAAUCCCACUGCCCGUUUACUUUAGCAAUGUGUGUCUGCGUUUUCUGCCAGUGCUCGAUGUGGUGGUACAUCGCUUCAUAGAGCUAACCAUCCCGAACGUGCACCAGAUUCUAGGCAUUAUAUUAGAUCACUUGAGCAUACUCUAUAAAUUUCAUGAUCGUCCUAUUACCUAUCUGUAUAAUACAUUGCACUAUUAUGAGCGUAUUUUGCGUGACCGUCUGCCUCUCAAGAAGAAGCUGGUGAGCACCAUUACAAGUGCUUUCAGCGAGAUACGUCCAGCUAAUUGGAGUGUGAGCGAGCCAUAUAAGGUAUAUCUGCAAAGUCAAGAUCCAUUAUGGACGCCUGAACUUAGCUACUACAUGAAUCUCAUCAGACGACUGGCUGACACUAUCAGCGGUAAAAACGUCUUCUACACCACUGAUUGGCGUUUCAAUGAGUUUCCCAAUGCACCCACACAUGCGCUCUAUGUGACCUGCGUAGAGUUGCUUGGCCUGCCCCUGGCGCCUUCUGUGGUUGCGGGCAAUAUAAUAGAUGUGAUUGUCAAUGGCUAUGCGGUGAUACCCCAAAAGGAAAUACACAGUUAUAUUAAUGCGGUCGGCAUUGUGCUGGCUGCUUUGCCAGAGCCUUACUGGAGUGGGAUUUACGAUCGGCUGCAGGAUAUGCUAAACACACCGAACAUGCUUAACUGGACAUAUCGAUUCAAUGCCUUUGAGUUGUUCAACUUUAAGACUGUGCGUGAGGCCAUGCUGGAGAAGAGUUAUGCUGUCGUCUUGGCAGUUGCGCAUGCAGUGUUCCAUCAUAUCGGUGCCUUUAAGCUGGCAGCCAUGACCCGAUAUAUCAAGGAGAAGCUGAAGCCCUGUGUGCGCACAGAACAUCAGUUGCUAUAUCUAUGCCAUGUCUUUGGACCCUUCCUGCAGCGCAUCGAGCAGGAGAAACCGAAUGCUGUGGCGGGCAUAGCUAUAUUCCUCUAUGAAAUGCUGGAAAAUGUGGACAAGCAACAUGGACCUAAGCCCUUGGAGUAUAUGGAUCAGAUUUGUGAUUUUCUAUAUCACAUUAAGUACAUUCAUGUCGGCAAUAUCAUCAAAAACGAAUCGGAGGCUAUUAUCAAGAGGUUGCGACCGCAGCUGCAGAUGCGGCUGCGUUUCAUAACUCAUCUAAAUCUGGAAGAUAUACAUACAGAGAAAAUUGCUGAGGCCAAUGCAAAUGCAAACACAAAUACGACUCAGUCGCCUUUGCACACAGUACAGCAGCAGCAGCAGCAACAGCAACCACAGCAACAGCAGCAGCAGCAACAACAACAGCAACAACAGCAACAGCAACAACAAACACAACAACAGCAACCACAACAACAACCACAAGCACCACCAGUAGCUGCUACAACCACCAGCUUGCCGCUCGGCAGCGGCGGCAAUCCUCAGCAACAAAUGUACUUACAACACAUGCAGCAGCAACAGCAACAGCAUAUGCAAAACAUGGGCAUGCGUCACAACUAGAUAAAGACAACAACAGCAACACUAACAAUAACAAAUAAUCUUAGUUUAGCUCUAUAUAUUUG
Drosophila hydei is the source of this 4449-nucleotide messenger RNA. RefSeq names its product mediator of RNA polymerase II transcription subunit 23 (gene MED23). The record is from RefSeq and is a predicted model, not a curated record. NCBI's taxonomy places the organism in Eukaryota, Metazoa, Arthropoda, Insecta, Diptera, Drosophilidae. Gene Ontology annotation, cellular component: mediator complex; transcription regulator complex. Gene Ontology annotation, biological process: positive regulation of gene expression; regulation of transcription by RNA polymerase II. Bases 83 to 4387 code for a protein of 1434 amino acids. The transcript is spliced from 16 exons.